UGUAACGGAAACUGUGAGCUGGAUACUGUAGUUUCAAGAAAGCUCUGCCCAUUUUGUAAAUACGACAAAUGUCUUAGGAUUGGAAUGAAGACAACGGCAGUGUUAUCAGGAAUCACCAAAAAUGAAACACAGCCAAGAGAAGGGACGAGUAGUAGUAACGGAUGGGCAGUGGGAAACUUGACGAAUAGCAAACAAAAAAUCUAUCACUUUCCAGGAUCGCAAACUCAACGCUACAAACUAGCGCUCGACGAGAUUUUCUCCAAAGACAUUGACCUAAUUCAUCUGCAUCUGUCUCAAUUCUUUCAAUCUAUUACUCCUAUCAACGAUGAGCAACGAAAAUUCCUUGGCCACCAAUUUAUAGCGCCUUUUGCCUUACUGGACGGCGCAUGGCGAUCCCACGGAUCCGAACUUUUUGUGAUGCCAAACGGAGAUUAUGUAGAUUUGCCUAGUUUGAAUAAUUUCUAUCAGAAUCCA
Messenger RNA from Caenorhabditis briggsae, 474 nucleotides. Gene Ontology annotation, molecular function: zinc ion binding. Lineage: Eukaryota; Metazoa; Nematoda; Chromadorea; Rhabditida; Rhabditidae. Gene Ontology annotation, biological process: regulation of DNA-templated transcription. The record is from RefSeq and is a predicted model, not a curated record.